This is a messenger RNA of Wickerhamiella sorbophila, 747 nucleotides long. RefSeq lists its product as hypothetical. The record is from RefSeq and is a predicted model, not a curated record. NCBI's taxonomy places the organism in Eukaryota, Fungi, Ascomycota, Dipodascomycetes, Dipodascales, Trichomonascaceae. The transcript has a single exon. The coding region runs from base 1 to 747 and encodes 248 amino acids.
AUGGAGAUCCCCCGCGUUCUUAGUCACGCCGGCUCCUUGACUAACCCUCACGUCCCACCACCACCUUUGCCUUCAAGACAACUUCUAAUGAGUGCUAAAGCUAGAAUCCUUGAGCAUAUGAACAAAGACCAUAUGGUCAGUCUUUAUGACUUCCUUGCCUACUAUGAGGGCAUCAAGCUGGACUACUCCAACCCAUCUCAUUCAGUGGAACUGGUGGAUGUCGAACUGGAUCACAUCACACUUAAUUACAUCAAAAACGGCCACUCUAAAACAAUUGUCACUCCCCUCGAUCCGCCCUUAAAAAGCCUAGGUGAGGCUCGUGUCAGAUUCGUAAAAAUGGCGUUCGAAGCGGCUGAUGCCUUCCAGGUUUCGCCAUACCAGAUCAAGAGUUUUCAUCCUCCUGCCCAACCAAUUAGCGGGAUUAUUGCUUCGCUUUUUGGAACUUGUGCUUUUGUAGCAUUGAGUCCCCGCUCUGUUGGUCGUAUCCUGCAACGACGAUCUCCUCAUCUCGCUCACUUCAUCCGUCAGAAUGCCCGUCGUAUUUUUGUUGCCACCAUCAUUAUCCAUUUGCUUGAAUACUUUUUGUUUUUGCGAGCCAAGCUAGAUAAGUUCAGAGUAUAUGGUGCUCUGCGUCUCAAGUGGUUCCUGAGUACUAUGAGCGUUGGCUUCCCAGCUUGGCGUAGGUUUGAUCAGGAGAUCCACCGGCUCAGCACAGUGCGACUCAAAUUUGAAGCUGAAAACCCUUAA